Molecule: messenger RNA, 2293 nt
Organism: Cavia porcellus (domestic guinea pig)
Lineage: Eukaryota; Metazoa; Chordata; Mammalia; Rodentia; Caviidae
Gene: Traf4
Product: TNF receptor associated factor 4
Exons: 7
Coding region: 518-1792 (424 amino acids)
Biological process (GO): regulation of apoptotic process; positive regulation of JNK cascade; activation of NF-kappaB-inducing kinase activity
Molecular function (GO): zinc ion binding; protein binding
Source: RefSeq, a predicted model, not a curated record
CGCCUAGGGAGUGCACUGCAUGGGGAGGGGCUCAGGCCCGAGGCUCGCCGAGCCUUUGUCUUCGCUGCGGCCCCUUGACCUCGAGGGCGCCCACCGUGACGUCACGGGACCCCGGUGACGUCAGGCCCAGGGAGGACCCCAGUGGGGUCCUGGGUUACAGGUCGGCUGGACUCGGUGCCUCUCCGCGGCGCCGGAACGGGAAAGACGCUAAAGACGCCCUUUCUGACCCGGGAUCGGCCCUUCCCCCUCACCUGAGAGCCAGGGCGGCCUCACCCUUGCACUGUGACCCUUUAGGAGGAGAGGGACAAAACCUUCUCCGCGGCGCAGCACGUUACGCUUCUGGAGUUUUCACCGCCUAACCGUUUGCGAUUCUUCGUAUUCUCAGAGGACGGCCACUAUUGUUCUCCCAUUUCACAGAUAAUGAAACGAGAGAUUGAAAGAAAGGCUGCGACUUGCCCAGGGUCACACAAUUGACGGCAUAACUGGGAUUCGAGGCUGGGGUGCUUGCAGGCACACAAUGGAUGAAGGAGUCUUCAAAUGCCCUGAGGACCAACUUCCUCUGGACUACGCCAAGAUCUACCCAGAUCCAGAGCUGGAGGUCCAGGUGUUAGGUCUGCCCAUCCGCUGCAUCCACAGUGAGGAGGGCUGCCGCUGGAGUGGGCCGCUCCGACAUCUGCAGGGCCACCUGAAUACCUGCAGCUACAAUGUAGUCCCCUGCCCUAAUCGCUGCCCCGCCAAGCUGAGCCGCCGCGAUCUACCUGCGCACUUGCAGCAUGACUGCCCCAAACGGCGCCUCAAGUGCGAGUUCUGUGGCUGUGACUUCAGUGGGGAGGCCUAUGAGAGCCAUGAAGGCAUGUGCCCUCAGGAGAGUGUAUACUGUGAGAACAAGUGCGGUGCCCGCAUGAUGCGGCGACUGCUGGCCCAGCACGCGACCUCCGAGUGCCCCAAGCGUACCCAGCCUUGCACCUACUGUAACAAGGAGUUUGUCUUUGACACCAUCCAGAGUCACCAAUACCAGUGCCCAAGGUUGCCUGUGCCCUGUCCCAACCAGUGUGGUGUGGGUACCGUGGCCCGGGAGGAUCUGCCAGGCCAUCUGAAGGACAGCUGUAGUACUGCCUUGGUGCUGUGCCCGUUCAAAGACUCCGGCUGCAAGCACAGGUGCCCUAAGCUCGCAAUGGCACGACAUGUGGAGGACAGUGUGAAGCCACAUCUGGCUAUGAUGUGUGCCCUGGUGAGCCGGCAGCGGCAGGAGCUGCAGGAACUGAGGCGGGAGCUGGAAGAGCUCUCCGUUGGCAGCGACGGGGUGCUAAUCUGGAAGAUUGGCAGCUACGGACGGCGGCUACAGGAGGCCAAGGCCAAGCCUAACCUGGAGUGCUUCAGCCCAGCCUUCUACACACACAAGUAUGGUUAUAAGCUGCAGGUGUCUGCAUUCCUCAACGGCAAUGGCAGUGGUGAGGGCACGCAUCUCUCUCUCUACAUCCGUGUCCUGCCAGGCGCCUUUGACAAUCUCCUCGAGUGGCCCUUUGCCCGCCGUGUCACCUUCUCCCUGCUGGAUCAGAGUGACCCUGGCCUGGCUAAGCCACAGCAUGUCACUGAGACCUUCCACCCUGACCCAAACUGGAAGAAUUUCCAAAAGCCGGGCACUUGGCGAGGUUCCCUGGAUGAGAGUUCUCUGGGCUUUGGAUACCCCAAGUUCAUCUCCCACCAGGACAUCCGGAAGCGAAACUACGUGCGGGAUGAUGCUGUGUUCAUCCGGGCCUCUGUUGAACUACCCCGGAAGAUCCUCAGUUGAUCGCAAAGCUGAUAGGCGUGAGGGGAGAGGGGGAUGGAAUGUGACCUAUCAGGCACUAGCUGAACUGGGAAAGGGGGCCGGACCCCCUCUCAGCUGCUUUCUGCUGCCUAGGUUCUGUUACCCCAGUCUCCCCCUACCACCACCACCCUCAGGUGCCUCCACUUGGUGCUUCAGCCCUGGCCUGUGGGGAGAGCAGGUCUCGGGGUUAUCAAGGGCUGGAAACUAGCAAUCCCAGGGCCAGUGCCCCUUCCUGGGCAGAGCAGACAUGCCUUGGUGCCGGCCAUUAUCCUUCUUGGACUGAGGUGCCUGCUCGGGUGCUAUGUCCCAAGAGCCAUAUGCAGGGGAGUCGGGAAAGGGAGCGAUAGUUAAAGAAUCUGUCUUGAGAUUGAUUCCCCUUACCUUUCCCCAGCUGUGUCCCCUCUGGUUAUUUAUUUCCUUAGUGCCAAGAGGGCACAGCAGGGGAGCCUUGGUUUUUAAUAAAUCCUGAAUUCUAUUUAUUAA